UGCUCGUAACCGUAGUGUUUUGGAAACAAAGCGGGACCGGCAGGCGACUUUUUUUGCUCUGCUUCUAUCUAUUGUGUGUAAUUUCCUUCUUUUUUUGGCUUUUGAGGUGAAUAAUUGUCAUUUCUUAAUUUAAAGCAGUAAUUAAGGUUAAUAUGUCUAGCAAGAAGAAAUCUAAGCUUGAAGACAGUGACUCUGAUUCUGGACCAGAUGAUCGUACACCAGCAAAGAAAAAGCAAAAGGGCAGUGAUAAGGCUUCCUCGUCUGGUGGAAAUGAUGAAGAUUCGAACAUGUUUAAGCUCUCCAAAAUGAGAUAUGUCAACGUAAGAGAGUUUAGAGGGAAAAUUAUGGUAGAUAUUCGAGAGUAUUAUGAUUCAGAUGGAGAUCUUAAGCCAGGCAGAAAAGGCAUUUGUUUGAACAUGGAACAAUGGAAUGCAUUAAAAGAACAAAUAGAUAGCAUUGAUCAAGCUGUGAAAAGAUUUUAAAACCCUUCAUUAUUUUCUCUUCAAAACUUUUUGUAUGUUUCGUUAUUAUAAUCUUUUAAAAGAAUAAAAGUUUCUUUAAAUUCU
Molecule: messenger RNA, 566 nt
Organism: Uloborus diversus
Lineage: Eukaryota; Metazoa; Arthropoda; Arachnida; Araneae; Uloboridae
Gene: Ssb-c31a
Product: activated RNA polymerase II transcriptional coactivator p15-like
Exons: 5
Coding region: 153-482 (109 amino acids)
Biological process (GO): positive regulation of transcription initiation by RNA polymerase II
Cellular component (GO): transcription regulator complex; nucleus
Molecular function (GO): DNA binding; transcription coactivator activity
Source: RefSeq, a predicted model, not a curated record